Oldenlandia corymbosa var. corymbosa is the source of this 2217-nucleotide messenger RNA. The record is from the annotation of a GenBank genome assembly. NCBI's taxonomy places the organism in Eukaryota, Viridiplantae, Streptophyta, Magnoliopsida, Gentianales, Rubiaceae.
AUGGAAGGAGCCUACAGCUUCCUUCGCCGACUAUUCUUCCCCAUUAGCAUCAUCAUCCUUUUGUUUUUCACCGUCUUAAACCUCCCUUAUCCACCCUCUUCUCCGGCCGACCUCUCCUCCUCCUCCGACACCGGCGGCUGCACCACCAACUCGGCAUGGUGCUUCUCUUCCAAGAACCGUUUCCACUCCACCAAGAAGCAGCUCGUUCUCGAUCACCCGACGGAAUCCUCCAAACGGAGCCGCCACAUCAACGCCGUCCCCCGCCACCCACUAGACCCGCUCACCAUCUCGGAGUUCAAUAAGGUCAAAGCCAUCAUUCAAUCCCAUGAGCUCUUCCAGAACACACAGUACGCACUUCACACAGUGGCUCUUGAAGAGCCGGAAAAGCAAUCGGUUUUGAAGUGGAAAAAGGGAGACCCUUUACCGUCCAGAAAGGCUUCCGUCGUCGCACGCGCUAAAGGCGAUUCCCACGUGCUCACCGUGGACCUGGAUUCCGGCUCUGUCGCGGUGGUGGAAACGGGGCAUCAUUCGGGCUACCCGACUAUGACUGUUGAGGACAUGACGUCCGCCACCUGGGCUCCCCUGUCCAACGCCGAUUUUAACCGCACGAUUAUUGAUCGUGGAGUUGAUUUGGCUGACCUUGCCUGCUUGCCAAUUUCCUUAGGCUGGUUUGGCAAAACAGAGGAAAAGAGAAGGUUGAUUAAGGUGCAAUGCUAUUCUUCAAAAGACACAGCCAAUUUCUACAUGAGACCAAUUGAGGGUCUUACGGUUCUUCUCGAUUUGGAUACUAAAGAAGUGGUUGAGAUUGUUGAUAAGGGCAAGAACAUACCAAUCCCAAAGGCUGCCAACACAGACUACCGAUUCGCAGCCCAAAAUUCACACCAAAACUUACUAAACCCGAUAUCCAUCGAGCAACCCAAAGGCCCGAGUUUCACAGUGGAAGACGACCAUUUGGUGAAAUGGGCCAACUGGGAGUUUCACUUGAAGCCGGAUGCAAGAGCCGGGGUGAUCGUUUCACGGGUCAAAGUGAAGGACCCGUUGACCGGGUCGAUGAGGAAUGUGAUGUACAAAGGUUUCUCGUCGGAGCUGUUUGUGCCGUACAUGGACCCGACUGAUGCUUGGUACUUCAAGACGUAUAUGGAUGCCGGGGAAUACGGGUUCGGCCUCCAGGCAAUGCCGCUUGACCCGCUUAACGAUUGCCCUCGCAACGCUUACUAUAUGGACGGCGUGUUUCCGGCGGCUGACGGAACGCCGUACGUCAGGUCCAACAUGGUCUGCGUGUUUGAAAGCUACGCCGGUGAUAUUGGUUGGCGUCAUUCUGAGAGCCCAAUUACUGGUUUGCCGAUUAGGGAGGUUAGGCCGAAGGUGACGUUAAUGGUUAGAAUGGCGGCCUCGGUGGCAAAUUAUGAUUACAUUGUGGAUUGGGAGUUCCAAACAGAUGGACUGAUCCGAGUCAAGGUUGGUCUUAGUGGUAUACUGAUGGUGAAGGGGACUUCUUAUGUAAACUUGAACCAAGUGAAUGCACAGGAAAAUCUGUUUGGAACUCUCCUAUCUGAAAAUGUUAUCGGUGUGAUCCAUGAUCAUUACAUUACAUUCUAUCUUGACAUGGAUAUUGAUGGCUCCAAUAAUUCCUUUGUGAACGUGAACAUCCAGAGGGCGUAUAACUCGCCUGAUGUGUCACCGAGGAGGAGCUACUUGAAGGCCGUGAGAAAUGUAGCAAAGACAGAGAAAGAUGCUCAGAUUAAGCUUAAGCUCUAUGAUCCAUCAGAGUUUCAUGUUAUCAACCCGUCCAAGAGAACUAGGGUAGGGAACCCUGUCGGGUAUAAGGUGGUUCCUGCCGGCACAGCUGCUAGUUUGCUUGAUUUAGAUGAUCCUCCUCAAAGGAGAGGAGCAUUUACCAACAAUCAGAUUUGGGUUACUCCAUAUAAUCGGACCGAGCAAUGGGCUGGUGGUUUGUUUGUGUACCAAAGUAAGGGUGAAGAUACUCUUGCUACAUGGUCUGACAGAAACCGGCCUAUCGAGAACAAGGACAUAGUGUUGUGGUACACAUUAGGAUUCCAUCAUGUGCCUUGCCAAGAAGACUUUCCAAUCAUGCCGACUGUGUCCUCCAGCUUCGACCUAAAGCCAGUCAACUUUUUCGAGAGUAAUCCUAUUCUGAAUAUCCCACCAAAUGCCGAGAAGGAUCUGCCCAUUUGCAAUGCUGCUGCUUCCGCUUAA